This is a messenger RNA of Racocetra fulgida, 1824 nucleotides long. NCBI's taxonomy places the organism in Eukaryota, Fungi, Glomeromycota, Glomeromycetes, Diversisporales, Gigasporaceae. The record is from the annotation of a GenBank genome assembly.
AUGAGUGUGUGGUUUGGGCCUAGUCCCAAUUUUAUUACGAUACUUGCUAAAUUAAUUUUAUUAACAUCAAUAAUAAUAUGCACUCUGGAAUUUGGGGAAAUGAUUUUACCUGUUGGAAAUGCAUUGAUACAUGGUAUACCACUUAUAGUAACUUAUAUAAUAACAUAUUCAGUCGCAGAUAUAUUAAAUGCAAUCUUUAAUUGGUUUAUGAGUAACCAUCCAAAUGUUCAAAAUGCGCCUAAUGAUGACGACUUAAGGCUAGCAGCUGCAAAUACGCUCAAUGGUAUUUCAUUUGCAAUAAAAACUACUUCGCCAACUCCAGGCUUAUUGCCAACCUAUAGCAACAGUUUUAAUGUUGAUCCUUUAACACCAUGCGGCCCUGGAGAUGAAUCAUGUCCAGAACUGUUACAAGAUAGAUUUAGGUUUAUGUGGAUUCAGGGAGCUGCCAAUGUACUAAUAAAUGGUGUCACUAAACAAUUAGCUUCAAACUGGGGAGAUGAUCUGAAUGUUUUUGGUUUGUCUAUUAUAUGUAAUCCCAAAGACCCUCCUAAUUUUCCAGGGUUUAAUAAUUUUACUCGCCGCAGCUUAUUAAAUACAGGACCAAUGAAUGUAACAAUAAUGAAUUUAUCAAAGGCCGUAGAAAAGGAUUCUUGGCUAGAGAAUCGAUGGAUAGCAGAGGUUAUAAGUCUUGAACAAGACAGCCUUAACGAAACGACAAUAUUAACUGUUAAUUUCGUACAAAUUUUAGCUUUUAACUCAAUAUGUGAAGAUAGUAUUAAUGCUGGAAAUUUUAAAUUAUGUUAUUCAACAAUCGGUAAAAAAAUCCCUUGCUUCAUGAACACACAUGUUGAGAAUGUUUCUUCUGUACCAGCUGGAUGUAAUGACAAAUGUGCUGCUGUAAAAGGAUGGGCUGGUCUCAAUGAUGAGAGAAUAAAUUAUUCAAGCCCAAAACCAGUAUAUGGUGAUUAUAUGCAUAAAUCACUUGCUAUAUAUGGUGGUCAUAUUUUAAUGCCUCAAUGUAUAGAAAAUUCAGUUGGAUGUGUGAAUUCCAAUGAAAAUAAUGUAAGUCAGGUGCAAAAUAGAUUUGCUGAAUUAAUGUAUGGAAUUAUUGCAUCUGGAGUCAUGGCUAGACGAAGCUUGUUGUCAAAUAGUGGCAUAAUGUUGAAUGUUCAAAAUGUGGAAAAAGGGGUCGCUGGAAUAAAAAUAAUGUUUGAAAAAGGAUAUCGUAUUACAGUUAUCGCAAUAAUUGUUUUAUGCUGGGUUGCAUUUAUAUGCUGGCUUAUUUGUGCCUUUAAUCAUAAUAAUUGUAUAUUUAAUUAUGAUUUUGAUCACGAUACUCAAUUAAAUAGCAAAGCGUUGGCAGUAGGACCCAAUAACCCCAUUGUUGUGCCUGUUAACCCCGUUAACCCCAUUGUUGUGCCUGAUAACCCCGUUAACCCCAUUGUUGUGCCUGAUAACCCCGUUAACCCAAAUGUUUUGCCUAAAAGUUGUUUGGAUUUAAAAUAUUUAUUAUUGGUUGCAUGCUUUCAAAUUACCUUUGAAUUUUCUAAUAAUUUUUUAAUCUGUUGUAUUAAAUUAGAUUGUAAUAAAGAUAUUGAUAAUAAUAGUGCCAAAUAUAAAGAAAUUUAUAAUGGUGCUGAUGGCAAAAUAGUUUGUAAUAGUGCUGAAGGUGAUGUAGCUUGUAAUAAUGCUAAAGAUGAAGUAACAUGUAAUGGCACAAAAGGUAAAAAUACUUGUAUUGUUGAAGAUGAAGAGCCUUGUAAUGAUAAUGAUGACAAAAAUACUUGUAAUAAUUCUGAAAGUAAUGCUGAAGGGUGGUGUUGA